CAGCUUGUUAAUUGCAUUUGCCGCCUAUAUAUAACACACACCAGUUACGUGCGUGUCAGUGUAGUCCAGAGGUAGCAGGUGGUACCCUCGCGGCAAUGGCAACGGCGUCGAGCAUGCAGCAGCCGGCGCUGCUUCUUCUUCGGCAGCUGACGCAGGACCCAGUGACGGCCUCCCUCCUCGCGGUCGCGCUCGCCACCGCGGUCCUUAUGAUCGCCGCCUUGAGCAGAGGCGGGGGCCGGAAGCCGCGGCUGCCGCCGAGCCCGAGGGGCUUCCCGGUGAUCGGGCACCUGCACCUGGUGCGCCCGCCGGUGCACCGCACCUUCCACGACCUGGCGGCCCGGCUGGGCCCGCUGAUGCACAUCCGGCUCGGCUCCACCCACUGCGUGGUGGCCAGCUCGGCCGGCGUCGCCGCCGAGCUCAUCCGGACCCACGAGGGCAAGAUCUCGGAGCGGCCGCUCACGGCCGUGGCGCGCCAGUUCGCGUACGGCGACGACGGCUUCGCCUUCGCGCCCUACGGCCCGCACUGGCGCUCCAUGAAGCGCCUCUGCAUGUCCGAGCUCCUCGGCCCCCGAACCGUCGAGCAGCUCCGCCCCGUCCGCCGCGCCGGCCUCGUCUCGCUGCUGCAGAGCGUGCUGCACCAGGCGUCGGGUGCUGAGGCGGUGGACCUCACCGCCGCGCUCAUCCGGCUGUCGAACACGUCCAUCAUCAGGAUGAUGGCCAGCACCGUGCCCGGGAGCGUCACGGGGGAGGCGCAGGCGCUGGUCAAGGCCGUGGCGGAGCUCGUCGGUGCGUUCAACGUCGAGGAUUACAUCGCCGUGUGCCGCGGCUGGGACCUCCAGGGCCUCGGCCGCCGGGCCGCCGACGUCCACCGCCGCUUCGACGCGCUGCUCGAGCAGAUGAUUCGGCACAAGGAGGAGGCCCGGGAGGCCAGGAAGAUGCGUGGUGGAGCAGAAGGAGAGACGCCGGAGAAGAAGACAGCCACGGGAACGACGACGGAGAGCAGCAAGGACUUGCUCGACAUCCUGCUGGACAAGUUGGAGGACGACGCGGCGGCGGAGGUGAAGCUCACCAGGAAGAAGAUCAAAGCCUUCGUCAUCGACGUGGUGACCGCCGGCUCCGACACGUCGGCGGCCAUGGUGGAGUGGAUGCUGGCGGAGCUGAUGAACCACCCGGAGUGCCUCCGCAAGGUGCGGGAGGAGAUCGACGCGGUGGUGGGGCGCGACAGGAUCGCGGGCGAGGGCGACGUGGCGAGCCUCCCCUACCUGCAGGCGGCGUACAAGGAGACGCUCCGACUGCGCCCGGCGGCCCCGAUCGCGCACCGGCAGUCGACGGAGGAGAUGGUGGUGACCGCGGCCGGCGGCGUAGGCGGGUUCACGGUGCCUGCGGGCACGGCGGUGUUCAUGAACCUGUGGUCCAUCGCGCGCGACCCGGCCAACUGGGACGCGCCACUGGAGUUCCGGCCUGAGCGGUUCAUGGCCGGCGGGCGCAACGAGGCGCUGGACCCGCGCGGGCAGCACUUCCAGUACCUGCCGUUCGGGAGCGGCCGGCGCGGCUGCCCCGGCAUGGGGCUCGCGCUCCAGUCCGUGCCCGCCGUCGUGGCGGCCCUCGUGCAGUGCUUCGACUGGGCCGUGGACGGCGACGCGAAGAAGAUAGACAUGGAGGAGGCCGACGGGCUGGUGUGCGCGCGCAAGCACCCGCUGCUGCUCCGCCCCUCGCCGCGCCUCAGCCCCUUCCCGGCGGUCGUCUAGGCCCGGCCGCACCACGCCGCACGGACGCCGGCGCGGCGUCGCUGUCGUCCACGUCCCUCCAUACUUUUUCUUGUGCCGUCCGCACGUACACGUCAAGAGUGGUCGUUUCCUACAACUACUGCCGCUGGCACGUUAAUGAAGCUGUUUACAGUCAUUGUCAGGUGGUUCAUAGGUUGUAACUUUUCCACUUCCAUAUGGAUCUAUGUAUAUUGCUGUCACAUCUUACUAAUAAAUACUAUAGGAAUAAUCCUACAUCUA
Molecule: messenger RNA, 2006 nt
Organism: Aegilops tauschii subsp. strangulata
Lineage: Eukaryota; Viridiplantae; Streptophyta; Magnoliopsida; Poales; Poaceae
Product: cytochrome P450 93G1
Molecular function (GO): oxidoreductase activity, acting on paired donors, with incorporation or reduction of molecular oxygen; heme binding; iron ion binding
Source: RefSeq, a predicted model, not a curated record